Molecule: messenger RNA, 2046 nt
Organism: Aegilops tauschii subsp. strangulata
Lineage: Eukaryota; Viridiplantae; Streptophyta; Magnoliopsida; Poales; Poaceae
Product: cysteine-rich receptor-like protein kinase 6
Biological process (GO): protein phosphorylation
Cellular component (GO): plasma membrane
Molecular function (GO): protein serine/threonine kinase activity; ATP binding
Source: RefSeq, a predicted model, not a curated record
AUGGAGGAGUCUGGAUCUCACCGCCACAUCGUCCUCGUAACCCUGGCCCUCGUUGUCGUGCUGCUCGCGCCGUGCGCCGCCGCGUACCCGUUGCUAGCGUGCGGCUCGACGGGCGAGUUCACGGCCAACAGCACGUACCAGGCCAACCUCGGCAUCCUCGCAGCCGCGCUGCCGAAGAACGCGUCCUCCUCCCCGGACCUCUUCGCGACCGGCGCAGUCGGCGCCGUCCCGGACCAGGUCUCGGCGCUCGCGCUCUGCCGCGGCGACGCCAACGCCACGGCCUGCUCCGGCUGCCUCGCCGCGGCCUUCCACGACGCGCAGAACAUGUGCGCCUACGCCAAGGACGCCGCCAUCUACUACGAUCCAUGCGUCCUCUACUACUCCAACACCCCCUUCCUCUCCUCCGUCGACAAUGUCAGGUCCAGGACGCAAAUGAACGGCCAGAACGUCACGUCGGACCCCGGCCGGUUCAACCGCCAGGUGGCCGCGCUCGUGGACGCCACUGCCGACUACGCGGCGUACAACUCCACACGGCGGUAUGCGUCCGGUGAGGCCGACCUCGACGUCGACAGCGAGUUCCCCAGGGUCUACAGCUGGGCGCAGUGCACGCCGGACCUCACGCCUGCGCAGUGCCGCGGUUGUCUCGCCGGCAUCAUCAAGGGAAUGCCGCGGUCCGCGGACCGCGUCGGGGCCAAGUUUCUUGGGGUCAGGUGCAGCUACAGAUACGAGAUAUACACCAUCCUCCGCGGGCCGGUGAUGGUGCGGCUGGCUGCGCCAGCGCCUGAGCCCGCCGUAGGGCCAACGGUUCCGACUCCAGCAACCCUCGCCCGACGAGGAAAAUGGGGAAAUAAGACGGUAGUUGUUCUAGCAAUUACGCUGCCUCUAGUUGUUGCAAUUCUAGCUAUCACUGCUGUUUGUCUCUGUUAUUCGAGGAAGGGGAGGACAAGACGAGCAAGCAGUGAGCAACCACCUUAUUCGGCUAAUAGUGAGGACAUUGUAAACAUUGAUUCACUUAUCGCCGAUCUAUCAACAUUACGUCGUGCGACGGAUAACUUUGCCGCUGCGAAUAAGCUUGGAGAAGGAGGAUUCGGUGCAGUUUAUAAGGGAAACCUUCCUGAUGGCCGGGAGAUAGCGGUGAAGAGGCUCUCCAGAAGUUCAGCACAAGGAAUAGGAGAGCUCAAGAAUGAACUUAUUUUGGUCGCCAAGCUUCAACAUAAGAAUCUUGUCAGGCUUGUUGGCGUAUGCGUGCAAGAACACGAGAAACUGCUUGCCUACGAAUACAUGCCCAAUAAAAGUGUUGACACCAUUCUUUUCGAUCCAGAGAGAAGCAAGGAGCUAGACUGGGGAAAGAGAUUGAAGGUAAUAAGUGGGAUUGCUCGAGGAUUACAAUAUCUUCAUGAGGAUUCGCAGCUGAGAAUAAUCCACAGGGACCUCAAAGCGAGCAAUGUUCUGUUAGACUCCGAUUACACUCCUAAGAUUUCAGACUUCGGCUUGGCAAGGCUAUUUGGAGUAGAUCAAACAAGGGAGGUGACAAACCGAGUUGUUGGGACAUAUGGAUACAUGGCCCCAGAAUAUGCGGUGCGUGGCCAGCUUUCUGUAAAAUCGGACGUGUUUAGCUUUGGCGUUUUGAUGUUAGAAGUGGUGACAGGAAGACGAAGCAGUUGCUCCUGGAACUUCGACGAGUCUGUCAAUCUCUUAAGUCUGGUAUGGGAACACUGGACCAUGGGUACAACUGCAGAGAUCAUAGACUCAUCUCUGAGAGGCCAUGCCCCAGGAAACCAGGUAGUGAAGCUUUUUCACAUCGGCCUGCUCUGUGUCCAAGAUAACCCAGCAGAUAGGCCUACGAUGUCCACUGUAAAUUUCAUGCUUAGCAGUAACACUGUGUCUCUACGGUCUCCAUCGAAGCCAUCAUUUCUCAUGUGCAUGAGCCCUACUUCUUCUGAGUCGACCCGUAUGCCAGGUAUGGCAUCACCAAAUGAAGCUUCAAUCACGGGGCUUGAACCAAGAUGAGCAAAAGGAUGACAAAGGAUAAUUGGGUUGUUGUCU